Rubroshorea leprosula is the source of this 2063-nucleotide messenger RNA. NCBI's taxonomy places the organism in Eukaryota, Viridiplantae, Streptophyta, Magnoliopsida, Malvales, Dipterocarpaceae. The record is from the annotation of a GenBank genome assembly.
CUCUUCCCGCCUCUUUGUUGUCUCCUCUAUCGUCUGUCCUUGCAAUUCCCCAGAGCUCACCAAAUAUCUGAAAGAGGGAUUUGUUCGUCUACACAGAAAUUAGCCGGAAAAGGGUCAGAGCAAUGCGAGUCAGGGAUGCAGAAGCUUUUACGGCGAAGCCCUUCCGGCCGUAUCCUCUGCACUACUGCUGCUGCUGCUGCUAAACCAUCUUUCUCUUUUCUCUCUCUUGCCGGCUUCAACAGCAUUAAGACCCGUCUAACAAUGCGCACCGCAGCUUUCCCCGGCAGUCGCUCAGCCUUCGCUGUCAAAUUACCUGGAAAACCCUCUGUUACUGCGCGUUAUGGUACCCCCACUUGCGGUGGUUGUAGAUGUUCUAGGGAUACUGGCACCCCUUCUUGGGCCUGGACGGGCCUUGUGGGUGUACGCCCAGCCUGGUGCCACACGGGCAGGGUGGAUGGGCUGGUUGCUGCUGUGGAGGGUUUGAAGGUUUCCGGAAAAGAUUCUUCCAUCCCGACGGAGAAAGGCGAAAAGGGAGAGGAAGAUAAGCCGAUGAGGUUGAACAGGAGGCAUAAAGGUUCCAAUGGUUUAGUGGGGAAUCCUGACUUGUUGACGAUUCCGGGUGUAGGACCUAGGAAUUUGAGGAAGCUGGUGGAGAAUGGGAUUCAGGGUGUUGCCGAACUUAAGCAAUUAUACAAGGAUAAGUUCUUUGGGAAAGCUAGUCAGAGGAUGGUUGAGUAUUUAAAGAGUUCUGUUGGAAUUAUCCACCGAAACCAUGCUGAGAGUAUAACUACCUUCAUCAAAGAGAGUGUCGAUGAAGAGCUGAAAGAUUCAAAUUCAGAUUUAAAACCAACCUCAAAAAAAAGACUCACUUUCUGUGUUGAGGGAAAUAUUAGUGUUGGGAAGACAACAUUCCUGCAGAGAGUAGCUAAUGAAACACUUGAGCUACGUGACCUUGUUGAGAUUGUUCCUGAACCUAUUAAAAAGUGGCAGGAUAUUGGACCUGACCAUUUCAACAUAUUGGAUGCAUUUUAUGCAGAGCCAGAAAGGUAUGCUUAUACCUUUCAGAAUUAUGUUUUUGUAACCAGGGUUAUGCAGGAGAGAGAGUCAUCCGGUGGAAUAAAGCCCCUCAGGUUGAUGGAAAGGAGUGUAUUCACUGACAGGAUGGUUUUUGUACGAGCUGUUCAUGAAGCAAAUUGGAUGAAUGAGAUGGAAAUUAGCAUUUAUGACUCAUGGUUUGAUCCAGUGGUAUCAUGCUUGCCUGGGCUUAUUCCUGAUGGUUUUAUCUAUCUGAGAGCAAGUCCUGAUACUUGCCACAAGAGAAUGAUGCUGCGGAAGAGAGCAGAAGAGGGUGGAGUUACACUAGACUAUCUCCGUGAUUUGCAUGAGAAGCAUGAGAGUUGGCUUUUCCCCUUCCAAAGUGGAAAUCAUGGAGUGUUGUCUGUUCAAAAACUACCCCUCCCGAUGGACGGUUCUCUACAUCCUGAUAUCAGAGACCGAGUCUUCUUCCUAGAGGGCAAUCACAUGCAUUCUAGCAUUCAAAAGGUUCCUGCUUUGGUUCUGGACUGUGAACCAAAUGUUGAUUUCAGCAGAGAUAUUGAAGCAAAGAGACAGUAUGCACGGCAAGUUGCAGAGUUCUUUGAGUUUGUGAAGAAAGAGAAGGAGGUCUCAUCCACAUCUGCUGCUGAAAGUCCAGCAAGCAGUCAACGUCAGGUUUUACUUCCCCUUCAAGGCGGGUUGUGGACACCAGAUGCAACGCAUUUCCCCGAGUCAGCCUUAAAUUCUUUAGAUUUCAGACGAGCCAUGUCAUACUUGUCAGGCUAGUUGGUGUUGCUGAAUCUUUCCAAAAAAAAUCCGUUUCAAUCAAGUUCAUAUCUUGUUCUUUUUUUUUGUUUUUUUGACGUGUCUUUGCUGGGGCACAUCUCCUGUAAAAUUCUGCUUUUAACCAUUAACCUUUAGGGAUGUAGAGAUGGAUGAUGACAUUUGCUGAAUGUUUGGAUGAUCUUCCCUGUAAGUGGCUUUAUCUGUUGGCGUAAUUCCUUUAAUGUACCGAAACAGAAUGAUUU